This is a messenger RNA of Fragaria vesca subsp. vesca, 1546 nucleotides long. RefSeq lists its product as uncharacterized. Bases 208 to 1230 code for a protein of 340 amino acids. Gene Ontology annotation, molecular function: peptidyl-prolyl cis-trans isomerase activity. The transcript is spliced from 5 exons. Gene Ontology annotation, biological process: protein peptidyl-prolyl isomerization. The record is from RefSeq and is a predicted model, not a curated record. NCBI's taxonomy places the organism in Eukaryota, Viridiplantae, Streptophyta, Magnoliopsida, Rosales, Rosaceae.
ACGAACCAAACAACUUGCUGUACAUAUAAAAUGACAGGGAUCACUGACUCAGUUGCUGCUUACCAAUUCCCUCUCUCACACUCCAUGAUCAAUCUUUUGUCAAAGGUCAACGCCCAAAUUCCUUCUUCCCACCCCAAAUUUGCUUCACCAUCACUCCACAGAUCCUAAAUCCCUUUCUGGGUCUCCUUCUCCCCCACAAAAUCUCAAAUGGGUCGGAGGCAGAGCGACCCAGAAGCCACCCUUUGCUCAACUCCCGUCCUCUUCUUGGUGGGUCUCUUCUCCUGUUCUCUGGUCUACGCUUUCCUCUCUGUGGUGCUUAAACCCAAUGCGCCCUCCUCGUUUUCGGAGAUGGAGUCAUUAGCAAUGGUGGAGCAGAGUAAGGUGGAGAGUGAUGGAGGGUGUUGCAGAGGGAUUGAGAAUUUGGAGCUGUGGGGUGCUGCUGUGAAGUGGGGCUCAGAGUUUAAGUUCAAUUCUUCAGAGGAGUGUUGUCAGGCUUGUAAGGGGAUGUGUAGUGGGACUGAUGGGCCUUGUUUGUGUGAUAGUUGGGUCUUCUGUGGGAAUAGGGAGGCUUGUGGCUCUAAAUUUGGUGAGUGCUGGUUGAAGAAACAGAAGGAUACAUUGUCCCCUGAGCGCCAGGAAAAAGGGGAGACAGUUAGUUGGACAUCUGGAAUCAUCUUUGGGAGAGGAGAGGGCAUUGUUGGCUUGGAAACACCAUAUGGAACUCUACAUAUAAAACUUCUCCCCGACUGUGCCCCUCAUUCUGUGGCCUACAUUCUUGAGUUGUUGCCAUUGCGUCAUUGUGCCGGCUGCCAAUUCUAUCGUGCAGAGAGUCGUGGGGGAUCAUGGGACUCGGAGGGAAACCACAUAAAAGAUGCUUCUUUCGGUCCUCCUUUUGCACUGGUUCAGGGAACACUGGAAGCCCAAGGAGCCACAUUCAAGGAGCUUCCAACUGAAUUUUGCCCAACCUUAAAAAGGGGUUCGGUAGCAUGGAUUGGCUCUGGUCCCGAAUUUUUCAUAAGCCUAGCAAACCAUGAGGAAUGGAAAAAAGAAUACACCGUCUUUGCUUCUGUUCUCCCAGAAGACAUGCACAUCGCUGAGACAAUUGCUCAGCUUCCCACCACCGCUAAUGUUUGGAACAACAUCAAUGUGUCUGUGUUGGAGAAGCCUGUUCCGUUGAUGUUGCGCAGAAUCAAGACAAGCCAUGGAGAACUCACCACAAACGCAAAAUAAGAUUAGAAGAGCCUAUACAAUACUGGUAUGCAUACAAUGAGAUUCGAUCCGUCUAUCUGGUUUUCUCUCCGUAUUCUGACUUAAGCUUGCAUUGCUUUCUCGGAGUGAUGACUGACCUAGAUGGGACUUACAGAAAGUUUUUGUGUUUUCAUGUAACAAACUACAUUCAUGUAUCAGAGCAAAAACCAAGCAGGGAAUAGUAACAAACUGUUUCUGAAGCGUUUUUAUGUACCAAACUUCAUUCAUGUAUCAGAUUAAAUACAAAGCAAAGGAUUAAUUAACCCAGUUGAUCAUAUUGAAGUAUUGAACGGUUCUG